This is a messenger RNA of Blepharisma stoltei, 770 nucleotides long. The record is from the annotation of a GenBank genome assembly. NCBI's taxonomy places the organism in Eukaryota, Ciliophora, Heterotrichea, Heterotrichida, Blepharismidae.
AUGAAUUUUCUUCACAGUUGAUGCCUAAGAUGUUUCACAGAUAGUCCAAAUGAUCAAGGUGAAGCUAAUAAAUCUCCUUCCAAAGAAGACUCGUCUAAAGUUUAUGAAGUAGUCAGCUCCUCAGAAAAGCCUCUAGAAAUAGAAAUAGAAAGCGUUCAAUUAGAUAAGACUCACGACCAAAUUAUGCACGAUUCGAAAUCCAGUGAAAUGAACAGUCCCUCGGCCGCUCACGAAAUUAAAAUAUCAAAUGGGAACACUAUAGAGAUUAAAAUAAAACGAAGCAAAAGAAAGAAAAGAAAAGUGACUAAACACCACAAUGAAGAACAAAAAGAAUCAGAAGUUAUAAUAAAAUCGGAAAAGAAAAAACGAAUUUCAUUUGCUGAUAAUACAGAGCCUCCUCAUCGAAGAGACUCAGCAGACACUUUGCCGCAGAGGAGAAUGGCCAGAUUUAAAACAAUGGUUUCAUCGUUUAAAGAUCAAAGUCCUGAUGUUCUAAAAAUAAGAUCAUUCAUUAAAUCCUUUGGAUCAAAUAGCGCACAAGCACAACAGCAACAACAAGUCCCGAAUUUCUUAAUCCCCUUUAAAUUUAAACAAAAGAUAGAUAAAUUUCCAUUUUUGGGUACGUUAACCACCUUAAAUUGGGACAAUUUUUCAAUAUGAAUUUUAUUGGUAAAAAAUAAUAAUUAGUUUUAACCUAAUUUAAUCAAAAAAGCGCAAGCUGAAUAUGAGAUUAGAUUUAAGAUAUAUCUGUAGAGUUAGAGCAUUUAUAA